Olea europaea var. sylvestris is the source of this 459-nucleotide messenger RNA. RefSeq lists its product as uncharacterized. The transcript has a single exon. The record is from RefSeq and is a predicted model, not a curated record. Bases 1 to 459 code for a protein of 152 amino acids. Lineage: Eukaryota; Viridiplantae; Streptophyta; Magnoliopsida; Lamiales; Oleaceae.
AUGCUAUGUUACUCGUCACGGACAUCACGAGACAAGAGAUCAAAGAUGCUCUUUUUAGUAUUGGGGACGACAAAUCACCGGGUCCGGAUGGAUACACAUCUUGUUUUUUCAAAAAAAUCAUGGGAUAUUGCUGGCAAUGAUUUCAUGGAAGCAAUUGAAGAUUUUUUUGCAUCGAGGUCUCUACUCAAGCAAAUCAAUCACACCAUCAUUGCUUUAGUACCAAAGGGUAAUCAUUCUACAUUGGUUGGGGACUAUAGGCCCACUCAUUGUUGUAAUGUCUUUUAUAAAGUCAUUACAAAGAUCAUUGCUUCUCGUUUGAAGCCUAUGUUUGUUGACCAAGCACAAACCACUGUUGUGGAAGGACGGAGCAUGAUUGAAAAUAUUUACUUGGCACAAGAGCUUUUGAGGCAAUACAAUAGCAAGAGGUGGCUCCUAGAUGUCUUCUUAAAAUUGACCUAA